This is a messenger RNA of Spinacia oleracea (spinach), 1119 nucleotides long. RefSeq lists its product as uncharacterized. The record is from RefSeq and is a predicted model, not a curated record. The coding region runs from base 1 to 1119 and encodes 372 amino acids. NCBI's taxonomy places the organism in Eukaryota, Viridiplantae, Streptophyta, Magnoliopsida, Caryophyllales, Amaranthaceae. The transcript has a single exon.
AUGGAAACUGAAAAUCAUAGCCAGAGAAGAUCAGCUUUGCCUCCUAAUCAAGAUCCUGCAAGCAUCUUCUACAUUCAUCCAUCUGAUGCAAAUUCAGUGCAGCUGAUUUCAUUCAAGUUCAAUGGUGAAGGCUACACAAGCUGGAAGAGGUCUAUGCUGUUGGCCUUGUCUGCAAAGAACAAAAUAGGUUUUGUUGAUGGCAGCAUUGAGAAGCCAGAUCCUGGAACACUUGAAUGCAAGGCUUGGGAUAGGUGCAAUGAUUUGGUUUGUUCUCUUAUUCUGUGUAAUCUUGAUGAAAUCAUUUCUAAGAGUGUGAUGUUCCUUAAAUCUGCAAGAGCUAUUUGGAUUGAUUUGGAAGAGAGAUUUGUCUUUGCUUCAAUGGCACAAAUCUACUCACUAGAACAGAAAUUGUCUGAAAUCAGUCAAGGAAACAAGACUGUUUCUGAGUUUUUCACUGAAAUUAAGUCAAUAUGGGAUGCAAUUGAGGAAGCACAUCCUAUGCCAUAUUUCACUUGCAACAACUGUACUUGUAAUGUGACUAAAAAAUUCUUUCAGAGACAGCAAGAAAAAAUGGUGAUGCAGUUCAUGAUGAAGUUGACUGAUCAGUAUGCAACAAUAAGAGGCAAUGUUUUGAUGGUGCCAGAAUUACCAAAGGUUUCAGAAGCUUACAGGCUCUUUGCACAGGAAGAAAGACGUCAAGAAGUUUCUCAUACAAACAACUCUUCAAAACCAGUUGCUUUUGCUGCUGAGAAAAGAAGGUUUGGGGGAGACAAUUGGAAUAAUAGAAACAAAUCACAGGCAACUGGUUAUCAAAGAACAAGUGCUAAUAAUAAGCAAGGGAGGACAGGUGCAAAUUACUUAUGUACCAAUUGUCAAAUUCCAGGGCACAGUAUUGAGAGAUGCUUCAAGAUAAUUGGAUAUCCACCAGGUUUUCAGUAUAGAGAACACAGAACUGCUGCAUUAUCUCAUGAUAAUCAUUCUGAUGUUGAACCACCACCAUUGCCAAAACCAGAAGCCACUCCAACAAUCACAGUUGAUCAGUAUCAGCAAUUGAUGAGCUUAUUACUAAACAACAACAGAAUGCAGGAGCUGGAACUGUCAAUCAAACCAACAAUCUAG